Apis dorsata (giant honeybee) is the source of this 1598-nucleotide messenger RNA. RefSeq lists its product as uncharacterized. The record is from RefSeq and is a predicted model, not a curated record. The transcript is spliced from 6 exons. The coding region runs from base 256 to 1107 and encodes 283 amino acids. Lineage: Eukaryota; Metazoa; Arthropoda; Insecta; Hymenoptera; Apidae.
AGCAACUGUGUGUGAUCAGUGCUCUUCUGUGCGAAUCGCGAAAGUCGGAUUUCUACAUUUCUAAACGAGGGUUGUAGAUAUAUAUAUAAAUCAUAAAAGGAUCAAUGGUCAAUAUGUACUGGAUUUUAAGAGCAUCGUGAUUGGUCGAUUCGCACUUGAGGGAUCCUGAAAUCAUCCUUUAUAGACCAGAGGAUCGUCGACACGUCUUGUAGUUUGUGGAUUAAGGAACUCAGUGGACAGUCAAAAUUUACAGCAAUGUUUGCAAUCGUUUUCGUUGUUCUUAACAUCAUCGUUUACGCGAUUGCCUCGGAAGUGCCGAUCCUUCAUCGAAUAAGACGACAAGAUUUUUCAAACGAAAAUGGUCAAGUGAUAGACAAGAUUUUUAACAUACCAAUUACCGCGAUCAAACAAACUGCAACCGUGGCACAAUCGUUCAAUCAGGAAAAUUCUCAGACGAUCGACAACGUGUUCAAGAUUCCUAUUUCGACUUUGGAAGCUGUUGGAACCCUCGUGAAGGCGACAUCCGAGCAAAGACGACGGAAUGCCGACGAUGCGCAACGAAUACGGCAGGAGAGAAGAGACAGAAUAUCGGCCCAAAGAGAACGGCAAAGAUUUCAAAGAGAGCAAUUGCAACAACAACGUCUGAAACAACAACUCGUGAAGAAGACCAAAAAUAAUAACAAAGAUCCUUUCGAUUUGAACACAUUGUCUCUGUUGUUUAGCAAUCAUGGUGUUCUAGGAAGUAUUCAAGGAACGUUUGGUGGGUACAAAGGUAGUCAUGGUGAUCAAGAAAUUCAUGGAGGUCAAGGAAAUGCAGGGGGUUAUCAAGUUCACGAAGAUAUAGAAGAAGAUACGAACUAUUCUUGGCACGGAAUCACAGCCGGAAUCGGUACGUUUUCCGGUUCUCGACCAACCAGCACACGCGUCACCAUACAAAAUAAGAUCGCCGUUAAGGACGAAAUACCAAGCGAUCAUCCUUACGAUACGGAACAAAUACAGAACAAGAUCGCUCCAAAGAUCAAAGGGGAUAAAUUGAGACACGAAGAAGACCUCCCACUGCAGAACAAAAUUGCACCCAAGACGAAUAGGAUAUCGUUCAGAUCGUAAAAAUAAUUUUAAACAUAUAAAAUAAAUAGAAUUUCUUUUUCACGACAAUUCGUACGUGACCAAUUGAGUGGAGCAACGUAUUAAUCGUUUCUAUUGGCUAAUUUUCGCUCUAAUCGAUAGCCGAUAAGUACGUGAGUCACGUCGCAUUGUUUAUGCAAAUAACGAAAUGAUAGAACGAUGAUGAUACUCGGAGAAAGUAAGUUGCAACAGAAAUUAGUAAUAUUAGUAAUAUUAUUUUUCGUUCCAUGAAAUUACGGAUUAUGGAAAUGACUCGACGAAUUUUCUCGAUCCACGGUCUUCUUCGAUCCACGAAUCUCAGAGUCACGUUUAUACCGGCGAAAAAUUGCGCCUGUUCGAACGUUAAAAUGCGCGAGUCGUUCCCGCGAUACGGAAAACAUUUUGAAUGUAGCAUCACUCAACUUGAAUAACGAGAAGCGACCAACUUAUAUAUUAUGCAUUGGAUAUUCGAAUAAAAUUCUUCUUCUUCUUUU